Messenger RNA from Chironomus riparius, 849 nucleotides. The record is from the annotation of a GenBank genome assembly. Lineage: Eukaryota; Metazoa; Arthropoda; Insecta; Diptera; Chironomidae.
AUGAACGGUAGUGUUUCGGGUAAUUUUAUUAGUAACGUAAGCGUGAAUAAAAAUCUCACGUCACUCGAUGGCGGUAUCGAGUCGUUGUCACAGCUUUACAAUCUAUUUUACGAGAAUGCAGACCCGCGAAUGCGUGAUCGAUUCCUGAUGGGCAAGCCACAUUGGAUUAUUUUAUUUUACAUCAUCUACGUUGUGAUUAUAACGAGAAUUUUACCAAAUUUUAUGAAAAAUCGAAAGCCUUACGACUUCCAAAAACUCUCACUUUACAUCGAUGCCCUUUUGUUGUUCAUCGCUUGCUAUUUUUUCGUCAUUACGACAUACUCGUGGCUGUUCCUGUUCAAUUGGCGUUGUGAAGUUAUUGAUCGAUCAAAUUCAUGGACUAGUCGAAUGGCAGUCGAGUUUUGUUGGCAAUAUUUAAUGACGAGGUUCAUCUACACCCUCCAUAGUGUCCCAUUUGUCCUUAGCAAGAGGAAAAGUUCACUUGCAAAUUAUUUAAUUAUUCAUCAUGCAGUCUUUCCCGUCAUGGUUUGGUCAUUUAUUAAUGUCUAUCCUGGCGGGCAUAUUACAUUUGGUGGAUGGAUCAACUCGAUGACACAUGUUGGAUUAUUUGGAAUUAAAUUUGUCAUUUUGUAUAAUCCAUCAGUGAAGAAGUAUCGAAGACAAUUUCAUGUCUUUAUUCAUGUUUUCCAAUUCACAUCAAUCAUCAUCCAUUCACUUCAAAUGUUCAUAUGGAAUGACUGCGGUGUGCCGAUGUAUUUAGUCUGGAUGGAAGUCAUUUACGCCUUAAUUAUUGCAUCAUUUUACUACAUUUUUGUGAUUCACAAGUCAGACCCGAUCUUGUCACAGUAA